AUGAUAGAAAUUAAAUUAAAAUAUAAUGAAGAUAAGAAACAAUUAUAUAUGUCAAAAACUGGUUGUGAUAGUGCUAAAAAAAUAAUUACAAAAGGAAAAACAAAUUUAAAAAAGAAUGAUACGUAUUCAAAAGAAAAAUUGCAAAAUAAAAACUUUCAGAAGUUAACAUAUUUAAUCAAAAAUUCUGAUUCAAAGAACAACGUAUUGAAUGAAGUAGAAUGUUGCAUUCCCAAAUGCAAGUACAGUUUUUCUGAAAAAAGAAACUGUAUAAAAAAUAAUCUGGCCUUAAAAAAUAAAAUAUUAGAACUAAUAAAAAAUGGGGAAAAAGAAAAAAAUAGGUGGUUUGAUAAAGAUGAGAAUUCUUAUAACUUUGUGAAAAAAAGUAACAUUGAAGAAAAAGAGCAAAAUCACAAUUACAAUUAUAAAUUUCAAAAAGAAGGGAAAAAUGAAGAUUUAAAAAAAGAUAAGGAUUUCGAAAUUUUUAAAGAAUUACAAAAAGAAAAUAAAAAUAAUACAAAUAAGAUGAAUAAAAAAAUAAUUGUAUCUAAAGUGUUGCACAAUAAAAUGAAUAAUUUCGAAUUAUCUAAAUUCAAUGAAUAUAAAAAUAUAAAUUCAGUUAAAAGUAUUGUAUCUAAAAAAGAAAAAAAUAUUGAACUAAAAAAUGCUAGAAAUAAAGCUUUAAAGGAAAAUUUAAUAGAAAAUUUUAAUGAAAAAAGAGUAUUACAAUAUGAAAAUACUUUACAUGAAAAAAAGAUAGUUAAUAGAAAAUGUAAAAAGGAAAAUAUUAAAAGGGAUAAAUCGCUUAUUUUCUCAUAUUUUUAUAAAUCUAAUCCAAGUAAAUUUAUGAAAUAUGAGCAAAAUAUAUUUCAUAAAAACACGAACAAUUAUUUAAGAGAAAAUAAAAAUGUUAAUUAUAGUAUACACAAAAAACAGAAAAAAUAUACAAUGAAUGAUCAAACAAGACAGAAAGAAAAAAAAAAAGAUAAAAAAACUAAAACAGAAAAGAUGAAGAAUAACUUCGAAAAAGAUGACGAAAAUAUAAAUUCAGGAAACAAUGAAGAAGUAAAAAAAAAAAAAAAGAAAAUUUGCAAAAAUAUAUGGGAUCAAAAGGAAGAAGAUAAGGAAAAGGAAGAUAAGGAAAAGGAAGAAGAUAAGGAAAAAGAAAAAUUACAAAAUAAAGAAGAAUUAAUAGAUGAAAAAAAAAAUAAAAAACCUAAAGAAAAAUUAAAGAAAAAAAAAAACUUCAUUUUAAAUAACAUAAAAAAAGUAAAAAAUUACAAGAACAAUUAA
This is a messenger RNA of Plasmodium relictum, 1290 nucleotides long. RefSeq lists its product as hypothetical. NCBI's taxonomy places the organism in Eukaryota, Apicomplexa, Aconoidasida, Haemosporida, Plasmodiidae. The transcript has a single exon. Bases 1 to 1290 code for a protein of 429 amino acids. The record is from RefSeq and is a predicted model, not a curated record.